Pleuronectes platessa (European plaice) is the source of this 4965-nucleotide messenger RNA. RefSeq lists its product as uncharacterized. NCBI's taxonomy places the organism in Eukaryota, Metazoa, Chordata, Actinopteri, Pleuronectiformes, Pleuronectidae. Gene Ontology annotation, cellular component: centriole. The record is from RefSeq and is a predicted model, not a curated record. The transcript is spliced from 10 exons. The coding region runs from base 297 to 3923 and encodes 1208 amino acids. Gene Ontology annotation, biological process: centrosome duplication; centriole replication; regulation of cytokinesis.
AGCCACCGCUGCCACGAUUUGAGCUUGCACUUACUGAAUCAUUCCGCACCGCUGUUUGUUAGCAUGCUACUCUGUCUCCUGUUGCUUUACAACUAAAAUAAUACGCUCGGGCGGCUGUACGUAUGUUUCCUUAUGUUAUUUUACGCCUUAAGUAGAUUUUGACUUUACCUGUUUCGGGAUUAAACGCUCACCAGCUUUAGUUAUGUGGGUUAGCUAGCUGUUAUUACAUCUCGGCAGCUAACGUUAGCGAAGACAACACAAUAACGUGAACCUGAGGUGACUACCACUGUAUCCUGAUGAACAUCAUGGAGGACUACGACACGUUCGUGCAGCGUCGUUUCUCCCUCCUGAGGAGAAGUGAGGAGGAGGAGGAACACAGCAGACUUUCAUCUGCAUCAUCUCUCAUCCGUGUCCAUGGAAGACCCAUCCUUCCUCCUCUGCUCUUAGGAGAGCGGAGAGCGGAGAUGCAGAAACACAGAGAGGCAGCACAGAAAGCUUCUGCCCACAGGAAGUUGAAGGCUGAUCCAAGAAUGGACUACGUGCAAACUAUUCUACACAGUGUUCAGCUGAGGACGACACCAACAAUGGAGGAGUUGCUUCAGGAGUCGGAGAUUAACAUCAAAUCUUUGUAUUCCCAGAAUACCAGUGGUGGAUCAGCGUCACAGUCUCAUUUUUUCAAUGAAACAACAAAGGAUACUCCGUCACUCUCGCCACCCACUGUAAGGAAAAGAGAGGAUGGACUUUCUCCUCCUCAGUUGGCAUCAACAGUGUCUAGUGCCUUUCUCAUUUCCCACGUGACACCUCAGGGAAGUGACAAUGAAAGUUGCCUUGCUGACCAACAUGACAGCCAACAGGGACCACAGCAAAGUUCUCCCAAUGGUGCGAUUCACGAGUCGGUAUCCUCAGGCUACGUGACCCAUGAAAAUGUCGAAAACACUGUCUUUGGGUCUGGAAUGAUUGAUGCAGGGAGCGGGAUCUGUGGCUUUAGGUCCUCAGAGGGAGCCUACAGUAUGGAUGGCUUUUUCCUUCAAAGCACCUCAAACACAGUCACCAAGAUGCCAGAAAUUAUUAGCCACCCUCCCAUAGAUGGAGAAGAACUAGAGAGGAGUGGACUGGAGAUAUCCCUUUGCAACACGUUCAAUGCAGAACAAGACAUUUGUUGCAACUCAUUCCAGGAUGAUUCAGUCACAUGUGACAGUUUAACAGCUGACACAUCUGAAAGCACAGUGAGUGGAGAUGACGUUCAGUCGACUGGAAAACAUGACCCUGACAGAGAUCACUUUUUGGACAGAGCUGAGGACCUAGUUGCUUUAUUAGAACAUAAUCCAGAAUUAUCUGACACAUUAAGCACUCAUUGCAAUCCAGUAGCACAACUACAUACCGAGCAUGAACCAGCAGACAGUAGUGUAGAUGAAGCAAAACCAUCUGAGAAGCCAUAUCAUACGAGCCUCCAGGCCUUGCUGAAGAAAUCUCAGGAGUAUCGUCGGCACCAGCGGAUGCUUAGGAACCAAGCCAAAAACACUAAAGUUCAGAAGAGGAAUCAAGAGCCAAAAACAAGGCCAGAGGAGCAGAGCCUCUCCGAUAAGGAGAAUGAGGAGUCCACCUGUAAGGUGACUGUGACUCCAAAGGAGAAGAAGACAAGAAUGAUUGAGAGUGACUUCACUGGGGAAAUAACUGAUGUCAUAUCUGAAAGCAAACAUUUAACAGGAGAUCGUAAUACUAAGGAAAUUACUAAAGUUGAGGAGGAAGAAAUAACUUUAAAAAAUAAUAAGCUAAACAAUACACAAGAGGUCUUAAAAGGACCUGAGCAAAUCAGCGCCAUCAUCCAGCAACAACCUGUGGCGACAAAAGUCUCCCCAGUCCAGGAAGCCUUUUACUUACCCACUGAGCAGAGUAACCUCUUACCCGGAUAUAUUUUUCAAAGAGUAAGGAAAAGGUACACAAUCCCAGCCCCUCAUUUCUGUACGAGUCUAGUUCCUUCCAAAUACAGAGUAGCUAUCAAAAAUGGAGAACCUGUUGAUGGGGCAGAGGGGAAAGUUGUGGGCAAUACUUUCUUGCAUGAAGACCAAUGUGAUGAGCUUGAGAGAAACCUGGGACAUCAAAACAGACACACAGCAGUUCCCACAACUGUGAAUCUGAUGGUUCCAGGGGCUUACGUCAACAGCUCAGAGCACAUAGACCAGCUUGAGUCAAACCUGUCCAGUCUGAAAGUACUGAUCUCAGAUCUGGAGUCCACAGUGAAAGAAAACCUGGAGAAUCACAGCCAGACUGAGAGCACCACGGAGAGUGAGUUCAGUUUUAAAUGUGUCGAGCAUUCUGAGCAAGGUAGAAAUGACCAACAUGCGCAGCUAUCUCAAAAUGAUUGGGACGCUUUUGAGGACAAUCUGGGGGGUGCCGAUUUUGAUAGCAGCGACUCAGAAUACAGGGAUCUACCAAGAAGACAAUCAAUAGACAAUAACAAGAACAGUAAGGAAGAUACAGGAUCCGAACCAAUCUUCAGUGACGCAGAUGAUUUCUCUGUCACCGUGCUGGGAGAAGGAGAUGAAACAGUUAAUUCAAGAGAUAUCAGGCUCGUUAAAACCUUAGUUACAGAGAGAGUAAAGGAAAAAAGAACGGAUAGAGAAAAACUCGCAGUGGCUUAUGGAUUGCAUGGCAGCAGUCAAAUGCAGCAGGGUGUCCUGUCUGCUGCACAGCGGAUGAGUAUUUCCGAUUACCUCAGAAACAUUCCAUCAGAAAUCCUGGUUUCAUGUAACGCCUCAGUGCUUUCGGAUACCAGUAACCAACCAGUGGAGAGGAGGAAUGAAAUGGCGGUGGAAGGGCUUAACUCUUCUAAGUCGCCUUCCCUCAACCAGUCAUAUGAUGUGGACACGCCAUCUGAUCUGUGGCUCCUCGACGGGUCAGGAUCUGACUCGGGCUCAAAAAGUGGUCUCGCUGGAGGAAAACACAUGACCCCAGAGUGCGGGGCUGAAGGUCAGGGAAGGUUAGCCAAGGUCAAACGCAAACUGCUCAUGCAAACAGCAGAAGAGACCCGGGGAAGGAGUCCAGAUACCAACCGAGGAGGAGACAGUGUGGUCCGACCCAGGUCCAGUACUCCCAGAGGGAGUGGAGUGUCAUCAUCUGCCGUGCUGUGGUGCAAUGGCCAUGGAAGUCAAAAGAAGCACGAGCAGUUGAAACAGGUCCAUGCUGCUCAGAUCCGAGCCCUGCAACAUGAACACCGGCGACAACAGCAAGAACUACUACAGGCAUUAGCUGCGCGUUACCAUCUCCUCCAGAGCGUGUCCUUACCCUGCUCCGUGUCAGCCUCACGUCUCUGGGACACGCUGACCUUUUCUACCCUCUCUCAGCCUUCCAGCUCACAGUCAGAGCACUACCGCCAUCUGCUGUUAGCGGCUGUGAAAGGUUAUCUGACGCGCAGACUGCUGAGGACGGAGAAAGUGGCACAGCUGGUGCGCACCAUCAGGGACACGCGGCAGUUCCUGCUUGCCUUCCAGCUGCAGAACCCCAACAGAGGAGAAUCGUUUCGCAGACAGGACCUUUUACUGCAGGAGAGAGUUACUCUGCAGCUGCGCGCUGCACUUUAUGGGGUCCACGACAUAUUCUUCGUCCUGUCAGCCGGAGAGAGGAUGCAGUACAUCAGCUUGGACAGAGGCCUCACCAGAGAGCGAGAGCUGAGACGACAGAGUGAAGACACAGUCCAACCCAGACAGCUGAGUUUUCUGUCAGCUGCUACACAAAAAGCACUGGAGAGGAAGAGAGGAGUGAUGUUCCAGAAGAAGGGAGCGGAGAGGCCCAGGCACGUUGUGAAGAAUCCUGGACACAGGACUGGAAUCUCUGCCGAGCAGCCGCAGAAAACCAAGCGAGGACAGUUCAGAGCAAAUCCUCUGAGGGUCCCCAAGAGCGCUCUCUCCGCUAGACCCCGAUGACACUGUCCUAAUUGGCCCCAGUGAAGACUCCUAAUAAGGCCUCUAGUGAUCACAUGAAUAUUGUAGAACGAAUCUUCUGAGAGUUUCCAAACCCCAAAUCCCAAAUCCCAAAUUUAACACAAAGCGAUGCCUGUUGCUGGCCAAUGUAUUUUUGUAUUUCAUAUCUAAAGUGCCAGAGAGUAUGUUUUUUACCCUUCUCCACCAGCGUAUAUGAUAUUUUACUGACUAGAGUUGCACUCAGAGUAAUUUCUCAUCGAUUGGGUGCUCUGAGGUGGGGAUAAAAUAUCACUGCAGCCGCUCCGUCUGCAGCAGAAACUCUUAACCAGGCCUUUUUAGCAGCUUCAUUGUGCUCAACUUGAAGAUGCUACUGGGGGAAAAGUGUCAUUAGCAAAAAGACUUGAACGCCUUUUAAAGCACUGCACCUGAUAGAUGAUGCACAAAGGAAAUGCACAGGUUUAAUGAAUAAAGUUCAUGAUGGCUUCAUUCUAGAAAGACAGAGGCCCAGCUAUAAGGUAGAUUUUGGGUGGUUGGUAGGCAGGAAAAAUGUAAUUAUCCAACACAGGAUUCGUUUUUUAUUUAUAUUGCCAAUCAAUGCAAGUGAGGAGGCGAAUAAAACACUCGCUUCCUGUGGCGAGGAAAAUCUCAGAGUUCAACUCCAGUGAACUUUGAGCUGCAAUAUUCAUUCUGCAUUUGAGUAUGUGUGGCUGUGCCCAGGAACAUUUUAUUAUCCAGUGUGUGUGUUUGUGCCUUGUUAAUAACCACAUAGAAGAGACUGUCUCCAGGUGUAUUGGCAUAUGCUUAGUGCGAUGUUUACAAUAUUUUUGAUCCUCCAGUUGUUACUACCUAGCUACAGAUGUUAGUGAAGAUUGAUGCUAGGACUUUAAUAGUGUGUUACAGCUAAGUGUUGCCUUAAAUAUUUGUCCUAGCAUAUUGGGAUCACACAUCAGCCAAAACAGACACUGUAUUGGUUUUGGAGCUGUUUUAUAUGCUACUUAAUAUUUAUUUUUGUAUAAUUGACAAUAAAUAUUUCAUAACUUUUUAA